This is a messenger RNA of Castor canadensis (American beaver), 1447 nucleotides long. RefSeq names its product transmembrane protein 82 (gene Tmem82). Lineage: Eukaryota; Metazoa; Chordata; Mammalia; Rodentia; Castoridae. The record is from RefSeq and is a predicted model, not a curated record.
GGCCCUCCCCUGCCCCUACUGACACCUUUGUCCGAUGAUGUCACUGGGUCUGACCCUGCGCAGACCUAGCUGGCGGCUGGGGCUGGAUCCUGGCUGCCAUGUUGUCCCUGCUGUCCCUCCCCUCCUGGAUCCCAAGCCUUCUCUCUCUGGAGUGGGGCUCCAGCCUCCUCGACAGCCUCCUGCAAGGCCUGGUGGCGGCCUUUGGAGUCUCGGUUCUGAGCAGCCUCCUGAAAGUGUACUUCUUCGUGGGCUGUGCCAAUGACCCCCAGCGGCGACAUGAGAAGGAGCGACUGGGGGCCCAGUGGGCCUCCCUUCAGAUGGUGCACCUGGUGGGACUCGCCCUGCUCCUGACAGUGGUGCCAGCCCGGGUGGCCGCCCUCGUGGUGCUGGAGUUCUCCCUCAGGGCUGUGUCCACACUGCUGGCUCUGAGCAAGGGCCCGGGGGACACAGAGCGACUGCAGCUCUACUUGCUGAGCCAGUACUCGCUGGGCUGUGGACUGAGCUGUGGGCUGAGCUUCCUGCAGGAGGGCGCCCCGCACCGCACACUGAACCUGCUGCUGAGCCUGGGGCUGGCCGCACUGCUGGGCUCCGGCGCCCAGCGUCUGCGCCACCAUGUCUGCUGCUUCUAUGAGCUGCACAGCAGCCAAAACUACUGUGGGGUCUGCCUGGGCCUGCUGGCCGGUGCUCAUGGCCUCCCCAGGCUGCUGGGCCGUGCCCUGGCUGUGGCCUUUGUUGUAGGCGACCUGGCAGCUGUGGCCCUCAUCAACCGGGACUUCCUGAGCACCUCGGAGGCCAUGCGUUUCUGGACGCCGCUCACCAUCUGCUACACGCUGCUGGUCAUUUACAUGCAGGAGGAGCAGAGGCAGCAGCAGCACUUCAGCCUGCAGAGCCAGGUGCAGACGGUGCUGGUGCGCAUGGGUGGCCUCUUUGUGCUGUUGCUGACUGUGGGCCGCUGGUUGGACCUCCUUGGCAUCCUCAUCUCUUUGCUGGGAGAGCUCUGGUGCCUGGUGGGCGUCCGCACCCUGCUUGACCUUUGUCAGAUACAGGGAUUUCCAUCCCGGAGGCCUGGGACAAGGGCAGUUCCACGCCAGCCUCUGUCCUCAUCCCAGGGGACAGCCCCGUCCUGACUUGCCCCAGGGUGGACUUGAGUCAUCCCAGGCCCACAGAGGCUGACCUGCCAGGACUUGACCUCAGGAUGCUGCCUGGAGACCAAGUGGAAGGGCUGGUCUCCAUGUGAGACCAGGGACAGGCCCUGGGGGCAGGAGGAAGGGAAGGCUGGGGCUGGGAACCUCAGAGGGUGGGGUACCUGGAAGGGCCCCAGGUUAAUCCCUCUUUUCUCGGGGUGGGCAGUGGAUGCAGCCUCCUCAGAGCUGCCUUUCCAGGAGGGCUAUGGAGAUGGAGGGACAACUUUGUUCUCAGAAUGGCUUCCCCUCACCCUUCCACAAAC